Populus nigra (black poplar) is the source of this 1963-nucleotide messenger RNA. RefSeq names its product aspartic proteinase-like protein 1. The transcript has 10 exons. Gene Ontology annotation, biological process: proteolysis. Gene Ontology annotation, molecular function: aspartic-type endopeptidase activity. The record is from RefSeq and is a predicted model, not a curated record. NCBI's taxonomy places the organism in Eukaryota, Viridiplantae, Streptophyta, Magnoliopsida, Malpighiales, Salicaceae. The coding region runs from base 195 to 1802 and encodes 535 amino acids.
UUUGAACUCUAAAACUCACAAACACCCUACACCCGCACUGCACCCCCAGCGCAAAUUAGCACCCGCUCCUUUCACUUCACUCACAUUCCCUUGUAUUUGUCCGCCUUAAAAAUCAAAAUCCUCCCUCCCCAUUCCUCAUCUUCACUCUCUACAGAAACCCAAACUCUUGUAUUAUUAUUAUUAUUGAUCACACGAUGGAGUGUGAUCGCGUGGUUGUUUUGGUGGUAGUGGUGCUGCUUUGCUGUCAGUUUGAAGCUUCAAUUGGACUCACAUUUUCCUCCAAGCUGAUACACCGUUUCUCCGACGAGGCUAAAUCUCUAUCGAUUUCGCGCAAGGGCAAUGCGAGUGGUGAUUUGUGGCCGAAACGGUACAGUUUCGAGUACUUUCAAUUGUUACUAGGUAACGACUUGAAACGACAGAGAAUGAAGCUCGGUUCGCAGAAAAAUCAGUUGCUGUUUCCUUCCCAAGGAAGCCAAGCUCUCUUCUUCGGAAACGAACUUGACUGGUUGCAUUAUACAUGGAUUGAUAUCGGCACUCCAAACGUGUCGUUUUUAGUUGCAUUGGAUGCUGGUAGUGAUUUGUUAUGGGUCCCAUGUGAUUGUAUUCAAUGUGCCCCCCUAUCUGCCAGUUACUACAAUAUUUCUCUGGAUAGAGAUUUAAGCGAGUAUAGUCCAUCUUUAUCAAGCACAAGCAGGCACUUAUCUUGUGAUCACCAGUUAUGCGAAUGGGGUUCGAAUUGCAAAAAUCCCAAGGAUCCCUGCCCUUACAUUUUUAACUAUGAUGAUUUCGAAAAUACAACGAGUGCUGGGUUUUUGGUUGAGGAUAAAUUACAUUUGGCAUCAGUUGGUGAUCACGCGGCUCGGAAAAUGUUGCAGGCUUCUGUUGUUUUAGGGUGUGGUAGGAAGCAAGGUGGGAGCUUUUUUGAUGGAGCUGCUCCAGAUGGUGUUAUGGGACUGGGACCUGGAGACAUUUCUGUCCCCAGUUUGCUUGCUAAAGCUGGAUUAAUUCAAAAUUGUUUCUCGCUCUGUUUUGACGAGAAUGAUUCUGGGAGGAUUCUUUUUGGUGAUAGAGGGCAUGCCUCCCAACAGUCAACACCAUUUUUGCCAAUACAAGGAACUUAUGCUGCUUACUUUGUCGGGGUGGAAUCUUAUUGUGUUGGUAAUUCUUGUCUUAAGAGAUCCGGGUUCAAAGCAUUGGUUGACAGCGGUUCGUCUUUCACAUAUCUUCCAAGUGAAGUUUAUAAUGAACUUGUGUCAGAGUUUGACAAACAAGUGAACGCUAAAAGAAUUAGUUUUCAAGAUGGCCUGUGGGACUAUUGCUAUAAUGCCAGUUCACAGGAAUUACACAACAUUCCCGCCAUUCAACUUAAAUUCCCAAGGAACCAGAACUUUGUAGUUCAUAACCCCACAUAUUCCAUUCCGCACCAUCAGGGAUUUACAAUGUUCUGUCUAAGUCUCCAGCCAACAGAUGGUAGUUACGGUAUUAUUGGACAAAACUUCAUGAUUGGUUACCGCAUGGUUUUUGACAUAGAGAAUUUGAAAUUGGGUUGGUCUAAUUCCAGCUGUCAAGAUACAAGUGACAGUGCAGAUGUGCAUCUUGCCCCACCUCCAGAUAAUAAAUCACCAAAUCCACUUCCAACAAAUGAGCAACAGAGCAUCCCUAGGACACCUUCGGUUGCUCCAGCUGUUGCUGGAAGGACUUCCUCUGAAUCAUCCGCGGCUUCCCUGCUCAUUCCAUUCCUCCAUUUAAUGAUCUCAUUGCUAUUGCUACUCGUUAAAUGUAUGUUUAUCUCAACUUUCUAACCAUUUUGCUUAUCUCUUCUGUCUCACUUGUAUAUCCUGUCUUUCGUUUUCAAGCUCUCCCAACUUUAAAGGAAUUUCAUUUUUUCUCCUGGUCACUGUAGUGGUGAUGGUUGGUGGGAAAGACUCAUUUUGAUUUAGUGAUCUAUGUUUUGCUCUGCCCA